GAGCAAAGGAUCUCCCUUCCAUUCGAGCUUGUGAGCCAUCCGUGACUCCUACUUUACACAUAGCAACAAGCAACAGUUCCUAUUUCGAGUAUUCAUCAUCAGAUAUACCGUCCAUUAGGUAAACAGGGCCGGUUCCAUUCAGCGAUACGUGAUCGAUACGCCCUCGCAGCAAGCCAGCCGCGGCCAGCCACUGGGAGCCAAGAGCAAACUCGAGUUUUUCACGGUCAACUCCAACAUCUGCCAUGCCAGCAAAUACCGGCCUCGACUGGGUACACCUGUCUGGGAACGGCUGCAAGGACGGGCGAUUGGAAAGUGACUGAUUUGCACCCCACUUGCCCGCAUCGCGCCUUCGAUUCCAAGCCCCGAGGCUCCUCACCGUCCACUGUCCAGCCUUUUGCGCAAUUGAUACUUGACCAGACUCCCUUUUUUUCCCAGUUUGGCCGCCUUAACCACACACCUUACACCCAUCCCGCGCCGACAGUUCCAGAAGAAACACCAAACCCCGGCCCUUGCGAAUUGCGAAUUGCGACUCGACAACGGCGCUUUCCGUCUUGCGACAAAUACCCAAAGGAUCUGCCCUAGCCACGGCGGGCCACGGGCUGGACCGUUUUGUUUUCUUUUUCCUGAGGAGGCGCCAGGAAUCGAAAGGUUGGCAGUAGAAGGAAGAAAGGUCCUGGGCCGAGCCCCCACCCAAAAAAAAAAAAAAAAAAAAAAACGACGAGUAGGAAACGAGAGGGGGGUUAAUCUCAAGUCUCAGUCAGUGAAAGAGAAACAGCUGGAGAUCGAUUCGCUUCGAACGAGGACCGAGUCACUGGAGAGUCCCGCAUCCGCCGCACCGAGUUGCCCUGCUUUGAAUCCAUACUGUACGGUACGGUACCUCGAACCUAGAACCUAUCAUAACCAGGUCCAGGCUGCUGCGAGGCGGCGCCAAGGGCUCAUACAAGCAUAAGUGACGGAUAGCUGCACCUGAAUGCCUUCCUAUCACUGCGGUGCAACGUGCACGACCCAGCGCUCGAGAGCUUCCCCAGACGACAUCAGAGUGCUUUAUCCGCCCCUCCGCCUGUAGCUGCCGCUGCCGCUGCCGCGUGACCAGGACCAAGAGCCUUCCCCUCUGUCGCCAUCAACACCAAGCUUUCCUCUGGCUUGCUCCACCGCCGGCGCCUCGAUCCGGCCAGUCUUGCCUUCGUGGUACAAGGACGCCAUCUGCCAGCCGGCCCCGAGCUCAUUGGCAGGAAGCCCUCCAGAAACUGCUGCUCGUAGAAUACGAGACAGCCCGCGGUUGUUGUGUAUCAGGCCUCGUCAGCUGGCGCAGGUGCCCCCUUUUCUAUCUGGGAAGGACGAUCAGCAUCCCAUAUUACGGGAGGCCACAGGGCCAAAAAGUAGAGAGCCUGAGGGGAGAGAGUGUGUGAAAUCAGGAACGAGACGAGAGAGAGAGAGCGUCUGUUUGAUGCCACAUCCGGUCUCGCAAGUAGCCAACUAGCCUGCUCUGCUGCCGCCUCAUUGCCGCUCACCGCGCUUUAAUUAGACGGCUUGCUGGGGUUCGCCACGCACAUACCACACUCACGCAGUACCUGCUGCCCUUCCUCUCCCGUCAACUUGCCGGACAUUUCUUUUGUCAACAGGAGCGCCGUGCAGCGCCAAUCACUUUUGGGGUGGGUGAUACUGCCGUGGGGACUCCUGCAGGAGGGCUUUCAGACCCCCUGACCCCCAUCUCGGAGUACGUCCUUUCCCUGGCUGUGAGCUGCGGUCUGGCAGAGAUUGGGGUCCUGCAUUGCCGUCCCGUCCAGAUAGAGACCUGGUCAAGUAUAAGAAGCUCGAGGCACAAUGCCGGAAGACGGUGGGCCUUUCGGAUCAGAGGCAGCAGAAGCCUCGGGUGCCAUGUCUGAGACCGAGAACGAGUACGACGACCACGAACCGCAUCAUAAAGACGAAGACGACAGGAUGUCUGAACAAAACACGACUCCAGAUGGCGUCGACGCCGGCGGUGAGGUCAAGAAGAAGUAUGAUCCAAAAGACCCAUUACGUCCUCGGCGGAAAAAGGCCAGGAGAGCCUGCUAUGCCUGCCAGAGAGCCCAUCUCACAUGUGGUGAUGAAAGACCAUGUCAACGCUGUAUAAAGCGCGGAUUGCAAGAUAGCUGUCAAGAUGGGGUCAGGAAAAAGGCCAAAUAUCUCCACGACGCACCACCAGAAGCCUUGAGGCCAGUUUUGGGCCCCAACUACAACCCCAACGCGCCAAGUUCACGACACGGCGGCCAGAGGCACCACAGCGUCUCGACGGACGCAUCUACCGUCAGGACAUUUUUCUCACAUUCAAACGCUUCGCAGUAUCCUGUCUACUCAUCGACACAGAGCAUCCCGCAUGGUCUGACGGAGAGUUUACCGUUCAACAGUCAACAGUCACCUGUCUCCCCAACAUUCCAGCAGACCUCGAGCAACCCUCCUAUUAGUGGAAUGGUGGCGCCUCCAGUUUCGAGUCCAAUGACACCCUUCGGGCUACCCUUCGACCCAAGCGACCCCAACAUCUUCAACUUCAACAUCGAUGGUUUGAACUUUGGGAGUCACUACGGAGCGAUGGAGUUUGGAAUGCUGGGCCACAUGUCAUCAAGCGCUGCCGAUACCCCACCGCAAGAGUCUGGCAUGGGUCAACAGCCAGGCGAUGUGCAUUUUGGGGCCGGGUUGUUUGGGAGCCAUUUCGACAGCCGCAUGCUGCCGGAGUUUCUGGGUCUGGAUGCAGGCGCCAACGGCAUUUACUCGCAAGGGAACCUGCAACAUGGUCUCCCUCACGCCUACGCGAUACCAGCUGGCCCAACUAGUCUUCAAAGUCCCAGCACCGAGAACAACAGCCCACAACCUACCACCUUUGGCUUUGACGACCGACCAUCACCGACCAUGUCACAAUACCCCAACGCUCCCGGAGCCAAGAGCUCAUCAAACAGCCGUCCGUCAAAGCUGAGAAAGCUCGACAAGGUGGCCAUUCUGCAAAAACGCCAGCGCGACCCGUCGUACAUUUAUGACACGGUCAAGAAGUCGUUUGACUAUGUUGGCAGCUUCCACAAACUCUUUGAAGUUUUGUCCAGUCGGUUUUCCCAACCUCAUGCUGCUCGCAUAGCCAAGUCGUUAGCUGCCAUCCGACCAGCCCUCCUCGCGUCCACACGAAACUUGACGACGCAAGACCUCAUCUUUAUGGAGCAGUGCUUCCAACGAACGCUAUUCGAGUACGAAGACUUCAUGACGCAGUCUUCAAGUCCCACCCUUGCCUGUCGGCGCACGGGCGAGAUCGCGGGCGUGAACAAGGAGUUCACUGCCCUGACAGGGUGGACCAAGGACGUCCUGCUGGGGAAGGAACCAAACCGCAACACCAACCUCGGCGGGACAGGGGUGCGGACCACCCCGCGGCUCAAGAGCCUCAACGAGAGCAGCGCAGAGAACGGCGGCGCCGCGAGCGGUCCGAGACCGGUGUUUCUUGCUGAGCUGAUGGACCACGAGAGCGCGGUGGAGUUUUACGAGGAUUACUCGCAACUUGCGUUUGGGGACAGCAGAGGGAGGAUGACGAGGAAGUGCAGGUUGCUCAAGUACCGGACUGAUAAGCCGGCUGCAGGUGGCGGUGGUGGUGCGGGGGAGGAGGAGAGGAAGCCGGAUCCGAGCGCCGCGCCGCCGCAGCAGGAAAAGGACUCGAGGCAUAGUAUUUUGAGCAACAGGGUGGCGAAAAUUGAUGGGGAACAUGGGAUUUCGAAGCUGGAGAGGGAUGGGAAGCUGGAGUGCAGUUAUACUUGGACGAUUAAGAGGGAUAUGUUUGAUAUGCCGAUGUUGUUUGUUAUUAACUUUUUACCAUGUUACUACCGGAAUCAUAACCAAUUGGCGGUUUAAAGAAGAGGCGAAAGCGCAAGCGUGAAAAAAAAAAAAGGUGGGGGAAGAAGGGGGGUAAUAUGAAGACUAGUUUAUAUAUUUCUUGGGUAAGGAAAGGGAUACGUAUUGGAUGGGUAUAUUCAAAAAGCGUGACUGGGUGGAAGAAGCGGUAGGGAAGGCGGUGGGGGGAAGGUUGGCAUUUGGAUGGUGUUGCUUUUUCGUUUCUGCGUUUCGUUUCUUUUCGCUAAACGAAGUUUGGAUUCAACAAGUUUUGGAUAUGUUGAUGGUUGGGUAUAUAAAAGAGAAGAAGUGAUUUAUAUACAUUUGUUUUUCUGUCUCGUGAUCUAUACCUAUUACACAACUCGCGGAAAACUGUUCAUAAUUUUUUGGGAGAGAGAGGAAAGGGAAGGGGGGGGGG
This is a messenger RNA of Podospora bellae-mahoneyi, 4264 nucleotides long. It is a transcript of the gene ERT1, whose product is annotated as Transcriptional regulator of nonfermentable carbon utilization. NCBI's taxonomy places the organism in Eukaryota, Fungi, Ascomycota, Sordariomycetes, Sordariales, Podosporaceae. The transcript has 3 exons. Gene Ontology annotation, cellular component: nucleus. Gene Ontology annotation, biological process: regulation of DNA-templated transcription; cellular response to starvation. The coding region runs from base 1825 to 3867 and encodes 680 amino acids. Gene Ontology annotation, molecular function: DNA-binding transcription factor activity, RNA polymerase II-specific; zinc ion binding; RNA polymerase II transcription regulatory region sequence-specific DNA binding. The record is from RefSeq and is a predicted model, not a curated record.